UGUCUUUCAUUGGGUGGACGGUCGUGUUUGGUCCUUCUCUUUCAGGUUCGAGUGAGUGGAGGUGGAUUCAAAUGCCCAGGGAUCAUGAUGCGAUUUAUAGCAGCUAUUCUUGCUCUUUUUGUGAGCCUUAGUGCAGCAGAGACUUGCACAGACCCCGUCAUUUCCCCGUCUUCAUACACGACGACAGACGCGCUCAUCUCUUCGGAGACUGUAUUCGUCGUUGAGUUGAGUCUGGCGUGUGCAGACGGAGCACAGAGUGUUGCCCUGUAUGCAGAUGUCAAUGGCAAACAGUUUCCUGUGACCAGAGGCCAAGAUGUUGGUAAAUACCAGGUCUCAUGGAGUGUUCCUCACAAGCAGGCCAGCUCAGGCACAUACCAGGUUAAAUUCUUUGAUGAGGAGUCUUAUAGUACUCUAAGAAAGGCUCAGAGAAAUAAUGAAGACGUUGAUGCCAUCAAGCCUUUGUUCUCUGUCAAUGUGGAUCACAGGGGUGCAUGGAGUGGUCCCUGGGUGUCCACAGAGGUCUUGGCUGCACUGAUCGGCAUUGCGGUGUACUACCUGGCCUACAGCACCAAAAGCGCCAUCCAGUCUUGAAAUCACCAAAACAGAUGAGAUGAGAAGGAAGUCCAUUUUCCACCAUUCUGUCAUUUAAUAUGCAAAUUUAACUGCUGUGUGUAUCUUGGCUCACUCACGGGACAGUUUUGUUGCAGGGUUUGUGUAAAAGUAACAAAUACGGACAAUAAUGAUAACAGCCAAAGUGUUUUUUUCUUUCUUUUAUUACAAAAAUUGUCAAGACUUACAAUUUUACAUCUGUGCUAUUAAUAUUAAACCUCAAAAGAACAAAGACUGA
This is a messenger RNA of Myxocyprinus asiaticus (Chinese sucker), 847 nucleotides long. Its product is annotated as translocon-associated protein subunit delta-like. Bases 85 to 591 code for a protein of 168 amino acids. The transcript is spliced from 6 exons. Gene Ontology annotation, cellular component: endoplasmic reticulum; membrane; endomembrane system. The record is from RefSeq and is a predicted model, not a curated record. NCBI's taxonomy places the organism in Eukaryota, Metazoa, Chordata, Actinopteri, Cypriniformes, Catostomidae.